AUGAGAGACGACUGCUGCUUUGGCUUGGUUUGUGUUGCGGUUCAGUCUUUGUUACUUAUCCUCGGUGUUGCACCUGAGCCAAUGAUGUACAUAUUGUGUAGUGGUCGAUGAACGACAUGUCCAUGCUCUCAUCUCAUUCUCUUCCCUCCUUUUAUCCAAGCCCGAUAUUCUCGUGAGAUCCGACUUAGGAAAGAGUGGAGCUGGCCAUAUCGGCAGCGGAGGACGGUUAAUACUUCAUCCACCUUCAUUGAUCGUAAGGCUCGGUCUCUGCGGCUCUCCUUCGAGCCAUUCUUCCCUUCCCAACUUGCUUCGAAAGACAUGAGCUGCUGGCAACACGUCAGCCCAUCACAUAUUCCGAUACCGGCGACAUGAAACACCAUCUGAUGAUUGGGACCUGGACCCCGCCAGGAGCAAUCUUUACAGUCGUCUUCGAUGAUGAGAAAUUGAGGCUGGACUUGGUCAAGCGGACGGAGAUUCCCCAAGACGAGCCGAUUUCAUGGAUUACCUUCGACAAAGAUCGAAAGAACAUCUACGGUGCGGCGAUGAAGAAGUGGAACUCGUUUAUCGUGCAGAGUCCGACUGAGAUCUACCAUCAUGCUUCCUUGCCCAUAGGCGGACAUCCGAAAGCAAACGACUCAGACACCAAGACUCGAGCGAUAUUUGUUCUAGCAGCCAAACUCCCGCCGCAUAAUGUCUACGGCAACCCCUUCUACGACCAUGCGGGAUUCCUGAACGUCUUCUCCGUCAAUCCCACUGGAGGCUUGAACGAGAACGUGCAGAAUGCGGAACUGGAUGAGAAGUCGGCGAUCCACGGGAUGGUGUUUGACUCGAGGGAGGAGUACCUCUACUCCGCCGAUAUGUGGGCGAAUAAGAUCUGGUGUCACAAGAAGGACGCACAUACAGGCCAUCUGACUCUCGUCGGCUCCGUCUCCGCCCCCUCACCGAACGACCACCCUCGCUGGGUGGAGAUCAGCCCGCAAGACACAUAUCUCUACGUGCUGAUGGAAGCGGGCAACAGAGUCUGCCUCUACCUCAUCGAUCCCACAACCCACAUGCCAGUCUACACCCAUCAGUCGUACCCCCUCAUCCCUCCCUCGUUCGCGACCUUCCACCCCAAGAUGUACCGCUCCGAUGUCGUCUUCCGCUCGCAUAGCGGCCGCUAUCUCUUCGCCACCUCUCGCUCCAACAGUCCCGGCCUCACGGGCUACAUUGCUGCUUUCCGCUUGGGAGCGCAGGGGCAGAUCGAGCGGCAGAUCUGUCUGAAUUCCACGCCUACGAGCGGUGGACACUCUAAUGCCGUUAGUCCCUGUCCAUGGAGCGAUGAGUGGUUGGCGUUGUGUGACGAUGAGAAGGGGUUUGUGGAGGUGUACCGCUGGAAGGACGAAUUCCUGGGUCGUGUGGCGCAUCUGGAUAUCCGCGAGCCUGGGUUUGGCAUGAAUGCUAUUUGGUAUGAUUGA
Molecule: messenger RNA, 1457 nt
Organism: Neohortaea acidophila
Lineage: Eukaryota; Fungi; Ascomycota; Dothideomycetes; Mycosphaerellales; Teratosphaeriaceae
Exons: 5
Coding region: 369-1457 (362 amino acids)
Molecular function (GO): 6-phosphogluconolactonase activity; protein binding
Source: RefSeq, a predicted model, not a curated record